This is a messenger RNA of Misgurnus anguillicaudatus (oriental weatherfish), 3800 nucleotides long. RefSeq names its product TNF superfamily member 11 (gene tnfsf11). Gene Ontology annotation, cellular component: membrane. Gene Ontology annotation, biological process: immune response. The record is from RefSeq and is a predicted model, not a curated record. Lineage: Eukaryota; Metazoa; Chordata; Actinopteri; Cypriniformes; Cobitidae. Gene Ontology annotation, molecular function: tumor necrosis factor receptor binding.
UGUUUAAUCAGUUUAAUCUCUAUAUGUCCUUUUGUUGUCAUCUGUAUUGAGAAAAGCUAAUAUAAGUUAUUCAUCAUGCUAAACAUUCAUAAACAGAAAGUAAGAGGCUAACUGGAAACAUGCCAAAGUAAUUGUAAUCAUCACAUAGUAAUCUCUGUAGAUAGUAAUAUGACAACAUACCUCAGCUACCUGUUCUUGACUGAACUCACACAGACAUGAAAAGAAGAAGAAAAGGAAGCCAGAAAAAAGCGAGAUGAUCUCUAACUAUUAUCUGAUUGGCUGUCUCUGAACACAACUGCAUUGCCCACCCACAUGUUUAUAUGAAUCCUUGAUCAUUUCUCGAGUCCUCCCACUGAGAGAGGAUCCGUGCAGCGAUCGAGCGCUCAUGGCAGCUAAUGAUUAUCGCGGGUACCUGCGGAAUCAUUUCGAUAUGGAAGAAGCUCCGGCGCGCGUCGCGCACACAGGCUCCACUCACAGGGCGCUCAUAUUCGUCACCCUGGCUGUCAUGGGACUGCUGCAGGUCGCGUCGAGUGUGGCGAUUUUGUUGCACUUAACCGGUUAUCUCCGUGAGGUCGACCUCAGCUUACCCCAGCAGACUCCUAAUGAGGAAAUGCACAGCGAAACAUUAAUAGCCGAUACAUUCAAAAGUCCAAAGGAGAAGAAAGACCGAGGUCGAAAGAAAGACGCACGCAUGCCGUCAGCACAUCUGCCUAUCAGGACGAACACAGAGUUUCCAACCAAUCCAAACGUCAUCACCAUCCACUGGGAUGAAUCUCAAGGGACGCUGAGGAAGAUUAAAUACCGUGAUGGUCGAAUCCUGGUGGUCGAGCCCGGCUAUUACUAUGUGUAUGCCAAGACCUGCUUCAGAUAUUAUAAGACUUUUUCAGGCGAUAAAGUGGACGUCACCAAUCUGCAGUUACUUCAGUAUAUUUUCCACGAGAAGCACACACAGUCUACAAUCAAACCUAUUCAGCUGUCAAAAAGCGGCGGCACCUUGCAAUGGAAUAUUUCAAAUUACAACAUGUGCUGCGUGGAGCAAGGAAGAGGUGUCCAGUUAAAUAAAGACGACGGGCUUUAUGUUAACGUAUCAAAUGCCUGGCUGCUGGACCGCGAAGCCGACGGGACGUUUUUUGGUAUUUUUAAGAUAAGCGAUUGACUUGCAUUGUUUUUGCUACUGAACAUUUUACGACCAGACUUCAAAGUGACCGUGAACCACUUGUAAUAUUGAUCAUUGACUUUUUGUUGUUCAAUAUUGAUUGCAUUGUACAUCAUUGAAGAGCACGUCACAUCCUGAAGCGAUAACAUACCAUUGAAAGAAAAACUUACACCAUGCAAUAUGCUCCAUUUACAGGUCCAAAUACUUUUAUUUUGAAUUAUGAUGCUUCAGUACAACAAAAGGUAACAACAAAAAGACAGUACAACUAAAAAUCAAUGCUUGGUUCAUUAGUCUGAGAGUGCCGGGAUACACUGCAGGACUUCUCACAACUUCAACAGAGUGAUUUAGAGAAUGGAUUGAUGGAUAUUGGUUUAUUUAGGUUCACCCCUAUAUUUAGCUUAAUGCUGCAUUCACACCAGCCACGGUAGAGGCAUCAAGCGCGAGUGAUUUCAAUGUUAAGUCAAUGUGAAGACGCGUUGAAGCGCAUCUGGAGGUCUCGCGGCACGAAUGAAGGGUUUAGCAUGGCGCGGUACACGCGCAUCUAGUUUGCACGAAUGGCGCAAAUUGAGCGUUGCCGUGGCAAAUGCGCGAGUUCAAAAUGUUGAACUUUGGCAGAAAAACGUGACGCGUUAACCAAUCAGGAGCUUGCUGUAGUAGUGACGUGAUUACAGGAUGUGAGUGGAGUCGCAGAAGCCCCUCCCAUGACGUGAAUUUCCGCGUGAAUGUCUCGAUGACUAGAAUUUCACGCGCGCCUUUCACGCGCGAAUGAGGCGAGUAAACUCAAAACGUUCGAGCUGCAAACUAGACGUAGAAGACGUGAAUUUGACGCCUUAAACGCGGCUGGUGUGAACCCACGGUAAGGCUACUAGAUGUAAAGAAAUGAAAACCGUAAUUUGCCAAGGAUUCACAGUGCCCCGUUAUGUUCAUUUCUGUUACUGAAUGCAUGACAUUAUGGGCCAGAUUUACUAACAGCUUGCGGCAGCGCAAACCAUCGUUUGCUGUUGAAAUAAACUACUCAGGAUUUACUAAAGACACGCGUGAAAAAUUAGCCGUGAAAGUGGACACUCUUAGUUUUUGCGACUGACCUUAUUGCAUAUGCAUUUGAGUUUCCUUUUAGACGAAAAAAAUCUCAUGAUAAUUCGUACAUAUUUCACGAGCUGGCUACUUCGUAUUAAUUCAUUUGACCACAUUCGUAAGUUUUUCUACGAUUUGCCUUGAACCCUGUGAUGUUGGGGUUAGGUGCGGGAUUAGGGGCACGGUUAGGGUUUGGGUUUCGUUGUUUUUUGGUUGGGAUUUGGUUUUUUCAUGGGAAUCAUACAUUUUUGGCAUGAUUAACUUAGUGUGAAGUCAUACGAAUUACCCAACUCGUAAAAUAUGUAUGAAUUCUCGUGAGAUCAGGCUGGUUUUUAAAUUCCAAACAUCAUGUCUUAAAUUGCGAUGGCAAUUAUGAAAAUUGUAUCUAAAUAGUUUACCUAAACAUGAAAAUUCUGUUAUUAUUUUCUAACCCUCAUGUUGUUCUAAACCUGUAUGAGUUUUUAAUUUUGAUGAACACAAAAGAAGAUGUUUUGAUAAAUGGUGGCAAGCAAACAGCUGAUUGCAACCAUUGACUUAUAGUCAUUGUGGGAAAACAAAUACAAUGGCAUUCAAUGGGUACCAUCACUGUGUGCUUACCAUCAUUUAUCAAAAUAUCUUUUUCAUCCUUUAUCACAAUAUUUCCAUAAUAUUUUUUUCCAACUAUGGAAGUCAUUGGUUACAAUCAGCUGUGUGCUUACCAUAAUUUCUCAAAAUAUCUUCUUUUGUGUUCAUCAGAAAAAAGAAAUUCAUACAGGUUUACAACAACAUGAGGAUGAGUCAAUGAUGACAUAAUUUUUAUUUUAAGGUGAACUAUCCCUUUAAGCAAUCAUUUCUACUCCAAUUAACGCUUUUUUGGAAUUGCGCUCGCACGCUAGGAGUAAAUCCAGCACUAUGUGUGGUAAAUGUAUGUACAUUAUUCAACUAAUACUGAAGGUAGAUUUAAAUGAGAAAUGAUCAAGCACAUUCUGUGAUGGCAAAAAUUGAGUAUGAAACAGAUGGAAAUGUCAUGCCUGCCCUUUUCAUCAAGAAUGGAUUAUUGACUGCAAAACUUCAAAGUGGAAUGUGGCGAAACAUUUAGCGAAACAUACAGAAAUCAUGACAGCUGGUCCGUCUUGAUUCAGUAUGAGAAAUAAUUUUUUAAGCAACGCGUGUUAACCAAACUGUGUUUGGUACGCUCUAACUUAAGAUGUUUUUAGUGUAUUUAUUUAUUUUUUAUGAUGAUAGGACUUUUGUAAAAGUUGUAAAGUUUUGUACAGUGUAUAUAAUUUGAUAAAUGCCUACACCCAAUUCUUUAAGGGAGAUUGAGGCCAAUGACUUUAGGUCAGUUAUAGCACAGGGCUCUUGUUUUAAAGCUUAAACGGAUUGGUUUCUUACCAAAGAAACUUGCUAUUUAAAUAUCAUUCAUUUGACAAUUCUGUGUGCAAAAAUUCAUGGAGAGCGAAAUAUAUAUUGUUCCACAGCUGUAAAUGGCAAACCAAAAGUCUACGAUUGUUUCAUAAGUUUUAUUAUAUGUUUAUUUAUACCAUUCUGACUAAUAAAGAUACUUUUAUAAAUAAAAUACUAAUGUCCA